Molecule: messenger RNA, 408 nt
Organism: Cryptotermes secundus
Lineage: Eukaryota; Metazoa; Arthropoda; Insecta; Blattodea; Kalotermitidae
Product: charged multivesicular body protein 5-like
Exons: 2
Coding region: 3-278 (91 amino acids)
Biological process (GO): vacuolar transport
Source: RefSeq, a predicted model, not a curated record
AUAUGCAAGAUGAAAUGGCUGACAUGCUGGAACAAGCAGACGAGGUUCAAGAAGCUCUUGGAAGAAGUUACGGUACUCCGGAGAUUGAUGAAGAUGAACUGGAAGCAGAACUUGAUGCCCUGGGUGAUGAGAUUGCGCUUGAUGAUGACAGUUCUUACUUGGAUGAUGCAGUUAAAGCUCCCAGUGCACCCGACAAGGAGCCGGGCGCCGACUCCAUUAGAAAUAAGGAUGGAGUUUUGGUCGAUGAAUUCGGUCUGCCUCAGAUUCCAGCUUCAUAAAAAUAUUUUGCUAUGUUCGCAGUUUGUAAAUAUCCUGAUACAUUUAAAUCUUAAAGUUAAUUGAAUGAAGAAGUGAUUAAAAAGAAUUUAGGAUUACACAGAUUUUGGACUCUGACCAUCACCUGGUAUU